Molecule: messenger RNA, 1859 nt
Organism: Paramormyrops kingsleyae
Lineage: Eukaryota; Metazoa; Chordata; Actinopteri; Osteoglossiformes; Mormyridae
Gene: rabac1
Product: Rab acceptor 1 (prenylated)
Cellular component (GO): Golgi apparatus
Source: RefSeq, a predicted model, not a curated record
CUAUUCGUGAAUAUACGGUAUUCUUCUAAACUUCCGCUCCACUCUCAUCUCUUCCACAUCAUACAUCCGCCAAAAUACCGGACAUUUUCGGCGUUGGGUAGAAGUUGGAAACGGAGACGGAGAGUUGCUGGUGGAGAUGGACACGAAGACAGGGGAUCCCUUCAGCAUGGAGCCUGGAGAGCCGUCUGCGGCGGGACUGAUCGGGAACAGGCUAUGGUUCACCAGAGGCAUCUCCGGUGGCGUCGCCAAGGAGUGGUUCGAGCGGCGGCGCCUUGCCAUGAGACCCUGGGUGUCCUUCGUUGACCAGCGGAAGUUCUCCAAGCCACGCAACUUCGGGGAGCUGUGCCAGCGAGUGGUGCGAAACCUUGACACCUACCAUAGCAACUACAUUUUCAUUUUCCUGGGCCUCAUCCUCUACUGCAUAAUCAGCUCUCCCAUGCUUCUCAUCGCCCUGGCUGUGUUUCUCGGUGCCUUCUACAUCAUCCACCUUAAGUCACUUGAAUCCAAGUUGGUUGUGUUCGGACGGGAAAUAACUGGAGCUCACCAGUUGAGCCUGGCAGGAGCCGUCAGCUUCCCCGUGUUCUGGCUGGCCGGAGCUGGCACUGCAGUCUUCUGGGUGUUGGGGGCAACGCUUGCUGUGAUUGGGUCGCAUGCAGCUUUUCGUGAGCUGGACGGAGCUGACAUGGAGGAGCUCAUCAUGGAACCAGUUUAACCUCUGACAUGUUACCUAUAUCUUUUCAUAUCCCAGAUAUGUCUUUUUAUUGUCAGUGUGACUUUCUCUUAAAGAGUCUUUAUAAUGAGGACUUCAGCAAUUAUAGGCUUUGAGACUGAUGCUUAUGUCCCUAUGAAAAGAAUGAUUUAAGUGAACCAAGUUGAGUGUUUUGUGGGAUAUAAAUAUAUAUACCUUGUGUAAAUCUGUGCUUUAUCUCAUAAUCUGAGAAAAUGUCAUUUUUAAAAGUUGUAUUAUACGUAACCACUUCAUUAUGACGGACAAAAUACUCGUGUUUUGGCCUGCAUGUGAAACGUGACCAAGUGGAGUGAAAAUGCUUUUGAGACAAAAUGGCAUCAUGUUGGAACUUUUCUAAUGUGCGAAUGUCGCCCUCCACUGGCAGUCUCUGAACGCACUCGGGCCUCCCACUGUAUGCUGGCUUUCCUUCAAACCCCAUAUUGUUCUGACCGAUAUGAAGUGAUCGAUGUGUUUCUCCUAACACAUAUUAGCUACAGGUCCUAUACGAAGUGUUAUAGGUGUUGUGCAAUUGAAAGUGACAAUGUCAGUUUGUCAAUUUUACUCUACCUGUAAUUAGUAUUUAGCUUUAUUUAACUGAAGUAAAUAUUUUCAUCAUUGGAAUACAAUGUACUUUUAAGGAACAAAAAGAAAUGUUAAAUUACAAAUAAAACAUAAGAAUUCCGAAGUGGGCAUAUUUAUCUGAUUAAAUAAGGCUGAAAUGAAAAUAAAGCACCCACUGAGGAAAUGAAAGACGAGGGAUGUGUGCGAUUGCCAAGUCCAGAAAGAUCAUCUUUAUAGUCUUAUUAAGAACAAAAGAUGGCAGUAAACAGAAGCAUGUCAAGUGAUAUUCGCUGGCUUCUACUUUCUACUAGUAGGAAGUUAAACCCAUUAUUAAGCUUUGUAAUCUGUCCUUAGACAUUGAUAGUAUCUGAGCUAUUAAACAUGUACGUUUCAUGUAUCGAUUGUCUAAUCUAUUAAUCACCCGAUUCAUAUAUUUGGCAUAGCAUUUAGUAAUGUACAGGUGGAUUUUGUUAAUGUCACCUUAUAUCUGUGGGCUGUUGCUAUGUUUAUUGCUUUGUAUUUUUAUUUACAGUUCGGAAGUGCAAUAAAAUUUUGCCUGAAUGCAGCAUUU